AUGAAAAUAGACUCGGGGGCAAGUUACUCAAUAGUAAGUGAAAAGUUAUUUAGAGAAAAAAUAUCGUGUAUUCCGCUAAAACCAAGUCAAAUACAAUUAAGAACUUGGGGAACAGAGAAAAAUCUUAAACUGAGUGGAGAAGCAGAAAUACCAGUCUCGGUUGGGAACGUCACAAAGAAACUAAAGUUGUUAGUAGCAGCAGGUGAUGGUCCGGCUCUAAUUGGUCGAAAAUGGUUUAACGAUUUGGGAAUUACUAUAACUAGCAAUUUAUGCAAUAUAGAGUCAACUAUUCCAGUACAAGUGAUGAACUUCAGUUCAGUUUUUGAUGGAAAUCUUGGAGAUUACAAGGGAAAUCCUGUGAAGUUACAAAUGUCAGUUUCAAGUAAACCGAAAUUUCUUCGAUAUCGACAAGUGCCUUUUGCACUAAAACUCAAGGUGGAAGCAGCAUUAAAGAAGUUGGAAGAUGAAGGCGUACUGCGUUCAAUAUCCUUUAGUGAGUGGGCAACACCGGUUGUACCUAUUAUUAAACCAGAUGGUAGCAUACGCAUUUGUGGAGAUUAUAAGUGCACAGUGAAUCAAAUGCUUUGCAAGGAAACGUAUCCAUUACCUACAAAUACAGAAGUGCUAGCAGCAUUAGCAAAUUGUAAGUGGUUUACAAAGCUGGAUUUAGAUCGAGCGUAUACACAGGUGAAGGUUGACCAGGAAUCAGCAAGCAUACUUACAUUAAACACACAUCGCGGACUUUUUGAAGUUACAAGAUUACCGUUUGGAAUUUCAACGGCACCAGGUAUAUUUCAACGGAUGAUGGAAGGAGUUCUUAAGAACAUAGAUGGUGUGAUUAUUUAUUUAGACGACAUUCUAAUUGGCGGAACAACUUUGGAAGAGUUGUGGGAUAGAACACAAACUGCUCUGAAAUGUGUACAGGAUGCAGGAUUGAAGCUUAAAAAAUCAAAAUGUGUUUUCGCAGUACAAGAGAUAACAUUUUUGGGGUUUAAGAUAAGCCGAGAAGGAGUGCGUCCAACUGACGAAAAGGUGAAGGCAAUAGCUCAAGCACCAGAACCAAUAAAUAAACAACAGCUACAAGCUUUUCUUGGUCCAAUUCAAGCCGGUUCAACAGAGAAACAUACAAGACGUUCGCAUAAGCAGCACAUCAUGUACUUAUCGUAUGCACAAACCGUGGAGCGGAUACGAAAAUGGUCUGUAAAGUACAAUGGAGGAGUAGAUCCAAUAGAUUUUGUGGAAAGCAUAGAAGAGUUAGCAGAACUUGACGACGUCAACGUGAAUCUAGUUCCCAGGAUGAUGCCUGUACUGCUUGAAGACAAAGCACUGAUGUGGUACCGGAACAACAAUAAACAGUGGAACCUCUGGUCAAGCUUCAAGACAGACUUUCUAAAAUUUUUUCUUUCAUCUAGAUAUUUCAAAAGAUUAGAAGACGAGGUGCGAACACGAUUGCAAAAGAAGCAAGAAAGUUUUAAAGAUUAUUUACUAUAA
Molecule: messenger RNA, 1491 nt
Organism: Teleopsis dalmanni
Lineage: Eukaryota; Metazoa; Arthropoda; Insecta; Diptera; Diopsidae
Exons: 2
Coding region: 1-1491 (496 amino acids)
Source: RefSeq, a predicted model, not a curated record